This is a messenger RNA of Sporothrix brasiliensis 5110, 2004 nucleotides long. Its product is annotated as f-box domain containing protein. The coding region runs from base 1 to 2004 and encodes 667 amino acids. The record is from RefSeq and is a predicted model, not a curated record. Gene Ontology annotation, biological process: SCF-dependent proteasomal ubiquitin-dependent protein catabolic process. The transcript has 2 exons. Gene Ontology annotation, molecular function: protein binding. Gene Ontology annotation, cellular component: SCF ubiquitin ligase complex. NCBI's taxonomy places the organism in Eukaryota, Fungi, Ascomycota, Sordariomycetes, Ophiostomatales, Ophiostomataceae.
AUGGCCGGCGGCAAACGACGUCGCGAUGAACAAUACGAUUAUAGCUUCGACGCCCACGACGGUGGUGCAAGCAGUAUACCCGUCCAAGCAUCCGGAAAACAAGAUACGCAUGCAGCCACGACAAAGAGACCAAAGCUGUACCCGGCAUCGCAGGCCAGGAGCGUCCGCGCCACGGGGCGGCGAGGCUCUCAAGUUGCCUCUACAAGUUCCUUUCUCUCGCCAGGCACAGACUGCCUUUCACCGCUCUCCGACGAACUGCUCAUUCGCAUUCUCGGCAACCUUGACAUGACGGAUCUCCUCUCCCUGGCUUCUGUCUCGCGUCGGUUCCACUGGCUUGCAGAUGAUUCACAACUGUGGAAAGCAAUCUACUACGAGCGAUAUGUUCUUCCACGCGCUCUGGCGAUCCCGGGAUUUCGGGCCGGCUCUUUGAUUUCUACAAAAGGAACAGCCGGUGAGACAGCCGACGCGGGUCAGCUUUUCUCGCUGUCCCAAACGCCAGGCCCUGGGUCGGGCUUUGGCCAUGGUACCAAAGACGGCCGUCAAACGCGAACACCAUCAAGCGCAGUUCGUGACCGCUUUGGAAGCUGGAAUCGAAGCGUGGCAACCAGUUGGAAGCAAAAAUUCAAACUCCGGCAUAACUGGGCAAGGGGGAAAUGUGCUGUGGAGGAACUACGUCCCGAUUACGGCGCGGCGUACGACGGCCCGUCUGCGUCACGAGAUGGAGGGGAUGGUGGCGGUGACGUUGAUGCUCCAGGCGGUGGGUUUCAUCAGAUGCUGCUCAAGGUGAUAGAUGGCAUCGCCGUGACCGCAGACCGGCAGCGUGGCUUGCGCGUGUGGGAACUGAAAUCUCGCAGCCUGGUCGCGACAAGCGACUUCUCGCAGCGAAGUAGUUCUGCGACCGCGGCAGAAACGUUCAGCAAAGCACGCAAUGGAGGCCACUCUGAAGAAUACGGUGCAGAUCAGUCGCGUGAUGAAACCAGAAGCCAUGGCAGGGACGACGUUACAUUUUUGACGCCGAGAUCCUUGGCAGUGGAUGUCGGUACCAAUGUCCUGGACAUUGCCGUCGGAUUGCUGGAUGGAGGCUUCGAUAUAUGGCAAUUUGAUCUUGCAAAGAAAGCGCUGACGCGGCGCUUUUCACAUCCUGCAUCGAGCAGCGGCCCGCUGGCGGGCAUUGCCUACUCGCACCCCUUUGUGCUCACCGCAACCGACUCCGGACUCAUCUCGCUGUAUGCAUUUGCGCCUGAGGCCAAACAAAACGCUGCACAACGGGUGGUUGGAUCGUCUAGCGUGCCCAGCGACCUGGGACUCAGCGCACCGCACCUCCUGACGUCGUUGCGGUCGCACACGUCAAGAGCCCCUCUCGCUUUGUCUAUCCGAAAACUGGCACUCGUGACGGUUGCAUCAAUUGUGUACACGUUUUCGACUCGCCAAGGAUGGUCAAUCGGUAUCCAAGAUCUACACGUGAAGACGGACGGGCUUGGAGAUGCGCCUGUGCCUCCAUCCGGGCAAAGACAGAUACAUCGGGAAAGUCCGGUUCGGCAUGAAGAUGAGGUCGAUGGCGGACCCACCACCCUCUGCUACUCGCACCCCUAUCUGCUGGCCAGCAUGCCUGACAACACACUGAUUCUCCAUCUCUGCACGUCAAAUGCUUCGACGCUGACCAUAUCGGCUGGCAUUCGGCUAUGGGGCCACACGUCCGGGAUCAGUGAUGCCGAAAUAACGGCGCGCGGGAAGGCUGUCUCGGUGAGCUUGCGGGGUGAGGAGAUGCGUGUCUGGGAGCUUGAAGGGCGGCCCGCUGCCGAACGCGGCCGCAGCGUGGCCAUACGGCCACAUCUACGCGACGUGGCGUCGAGUCGUUGGAGCAGUGAUGACGACGGUAGAGAGUCAUCGACGCGCGACUGGGACGAACGCCGUAAUUGGGUUGGGUUUGAUGAUGAGAUGGUCAUCGUACUGAAGCAGUCGCGCGGUGGCAGAGAAACGCUAUUGAUGUACGAUUUUACGUGA